AUGGACGCAACUCAAGCGAGGGGAACGACUGUACUUCCAAUUGCUCGCGUAAAACGCAUAAUAAAAUUAGACGAAGAAAUAACAACAAUUGGCACAGAUUCAACAUUUCUAAUAGCAAUUGCAGCGGAACUUUUUGUAGACUAUUUUGUAAAAAAAGGUGUGGAUCAAGCAAAGUCCGAAAAGAGAAAGGUCAUCCGGUACGAAGAUAUGGCCUACUUGGUUAAAAAUAAUGAAAAUUUGGGAUUUUUACAAGACAUUGUGCCAGAAACUCAAGCUUUCGAAGAUUACCUUAAAAACCGUAAUCGAAAAAAAAGGAAACGAAAAACAAAAGACGAAAAUGAUAAUUCUAGUGAUUUAGAAGAUAGUCCAUUAAAUGUGGGAGAAGUUAGUGAAACAGACACUAUAAAUGAGAAUGAUAGUGAUGUCAGUGAAGAUAAUGAUGAGAAUGAUAGCGAGGAAGAGACAGAUAAUGAAUCUGAAGUUGAAAAUGGAUUAAUUGAAAAUAGCGAGGUUGAAAGUUCAAUUAAUGGGAGAGAUACAUUUAUCAAUAAUCAAAAACGUAACGGAAAGAACGUUGUUAAUGUUAUCAUUAAUAAUGGUGUUUCGUCUGGUAGUGAACUUAGCGAUGCUCCCGAAACUUCAAGUGAAAAUUCGACUGUAUUAAAUGAUGAAAAUUAG
Funneliformis geosporum is the source of this 678-nucleotide messenger RNA. NCBI's taxonomy places the organism in Eukaryota, Fungi, Glomeromycota, Glomeromycetes, Glomerales, Glomeraceae. The record is from the annotation of a GenBank genome assembly.